AUGGGCUCUAAAAAGUCCAGCUCGGGAACUGGGCCCCGGAAAGACGAUCCGGUCUAUUCGCAAGUCGACGCCGCAGGGCAAAGCCAGAUCAAUGACCCGGUAUACGGCCAGCCUCGAGCAGCUUCGUCGGUGCCCGGUUCUCCAGCACCGGCUCCAGGACAGGGCAAGAUCUCGGCGGCAGACGACCCGGUGUAUUCGCAAUCUCGGGGUGUGAGAGGAGGCACGCUCAGUGACCCCGUCUAUGCACAGCCUGUCUCCGCUGCUGCAUCCCCAGGUCGGGCAACGCAGGGAUUAGGAGCUGGUCGGGUCCAGACGGUAGAUGACCCGGUCUCAUCCCAGUCGAGAACAGAGAACACGACCGUUAAUGAUCCGGUCUACGGCCAGCCCCAAGCAGCUCCCUCAACUCCAAAAUCUCCAGCCCCCGGCCCGGGACAGGGUACGGUGUCGGCAGCAGACGACCCUGUAUAUUCUCAGUCUCGCAGCAGCAGGGGCGGUACACUCAGUGACCCCGUCUAUGCCCAACCUGUGUCUGCAUCGCCAAGUCCACCAGCACAGGGACUGCCAGCUGGCCAGGUCCAGACGGCAGAUGACCCAGUCUCGUCUCAAUCAAGGACAGACAACACCAUCGCCAACGACCCUGUGUACGGCCAGGCACGAUCUAUUUCGUCUGAACCCCAAAACCCCCGUGCUCCCGGGUCCGGAACAGGCCAUCUACCUCCAUCAGAGGACCCAGUGUCUUCCCAACCACAGUUCAACUCGACAGCCUCCAGCCGUCUCCACCAACUGACCUCCCAGAUCUCCCCGGCCCCAUCCUCUGAACCACAACCACAACCGAACACAAGACGGACGCGCAAAUCCAAAAACUCCCCCAAAUCCGCCGCCGCCGAUCUGCCUGCCGACUACAGCGACAUCCUCGGCCACGUGGCGACGCUGCGCCGCAUCGCCACGACGCCCGACACGUCGUCGCGCGGGUACAUCCGGCAAAAGACGUCCGGGAAGCUGUGGUCGCGCGAACGCAUCGCCACCCUCCUCGACCCGGACACGUGGCGCGAGGUCGGGUCCGUCACCGGCACCGUCACCUGGGAGAAGGACGCGCACAACCCGCAGGCCGAGCACGUGGCGGCCUUCAUCCCCAGCAACAACCCGCAGGGCUUCGGGCGGGUGACGUGCCCGCGCACGGGCAUCAAGCGCCAGAUAUACCUGACGUCCGACGACUUUGCCAUCCGCUCGGGCCACGCCGACGGGUCCGUGUCGAUCAAGACCCUGUACGGCGAGAAGCUGGCGCUGCGGCUCAAGGUGCCCGUGGUCAAGCUGGUCGACGGGUCGUCGGGGGGCGGAUCGGUGUCGACCAUCAUGACGCAGGGAUACUCGUACAUGCCGCACGUGACGGUGCUGUCGACCGUGAUCCGCCAACUGAACAUGGGCAUCCCGAACCUAGGGGCGGUGCUGGGCCCGGCCAUCGGCCUGGGGGCUGCCCGCGUCGUGUCCACCCACUUCAGCGUCAUGGCCGGCGACAUCGGCGCGCUGUUCAACGCCGGGCCCAAGGUGGUCGAGGGCGCCACGUUCGAGGAGGGGCUCAGCUUCGCCGACCUGGGCGGGCCCCUCGUGCACUGCACCAACGGCACUAUCGACAACCUGGCCGCCAACGAGCAGGAGUGCUUCGACCAGAUCCGCACCGUGCUGGCCUACCUGCCACAGUGCGGACAGUUCCAGCCCCCGCCGACGAUUCCCGCCAGCGACCCCGUCGACCGCGAAGACUUGAGCCUGCGCAGCAUCGUGCCCCGCAAGAAGGCCCGCAUGUACAACCCCUACACCAUCAUCCUCUCGGUCGUCGACCGCGGAUCGUGGUUCGAGAUCGGCGCCCUUUGGGGCCGGACCGGCAUCACGGGCCUGGCGCGUCUCGGGGGGAGACCCGUCGGCAUUCUGAGUAUGAACUGUGAAGUCAACUCCGGUGCCUUGGACGCCAUGGGGAGUCAGAAGUUGAUGAAGAUGUUGAAGUUUUGCGACGUGUUCAAUUUGCCCAUCGUGCAGUUUGUGGACGUCCCUGGCUACGCCAUCGGCACCGUCGCCGAACGUUCCGCCACCAUGAAAUGGGGCGUCGAGCUCGGCAAAGCCUACUACAGCACCACCACCCCGAUCUUCAACGUGGUGACUCGUCGCGCGUACGGCGUCGCCGGCGGCAUCAUGCUCGACAGCCGCGAACCGUGGAUGCGGAUCGUGUGGCCAUCCGGAAAUUGGGGGUCCUUGCCACUCGACGGCGGCAUCGAGGUCGGCCACCGUCACGAGCUGAACACGAUCCGCGAAAAAGAGGGCGAAGAGGGGUGGAAGAGGCGGUACAAGGAACUGGAGGACGAGUACAUCCGGUUGAUGAACCCGGUGCGGACGGCGAACUGCUUCAACGUGGAAGAGAUUAUAGAUCCCAAGGACACCAGGAAGAUCUGUUGUCGCUGGGCCAGGGAGAUGUAUGGCCUCCCCAUGCAGGAACGGUUGGCGGAUAGAGCCUCGGGCAAGCUGCAUGCGGUCUUUACUUGA
This is a messenger RNA of Fonsecaea erecta, 2532 nucleotides long. RefSeq lists its product as hypothetical. The coding region runs from base 1 to 2532 and encodes 843 amino acids. NCBI's taxonomy places the organism in Eukaryota, Fungi, Ascomycota, Eurotiomycetes, Chaetothyriales, Herpotrichiellaceae. The record is from RefSeq and is a predicted model, not a curated record. Gene Ontology annotation, molecular function: propionyl-CoA carboxylase activity. The transcript has 2 exons.